AUGCUCUCCAAAGUUUUCAGUAUUCUCCUCCUUGGCAUUGUUGUCACAAGAACAACAGCCCAAUGUACUACUUGCUUUGAUGGAAGCACACCAAAUGAAGAUCGAGCUGGCUGCCAAGAUAUAAUUGAUGUUGUCGCCAAUCUAGAUGCCGGCUCUUCCGAGUGUCAGGCAAAACAGCUCGAGGCAUAUCAGAAGGUAUGCUGUAACAGUGCUCCAAGCAUCUGUACAGUCUGCCCUGAUGGUGCAGCUUUCAACGCAGAGACUCUCGUGCCCAACCCAAGAGCAGGACUUUCUGACAUUACCUGCGCCGAUCUGAAUGGAGAUCUGAAUUUCCUUGAUUUCAUUUCAACCCCAGGAAUUUGUAGUGAUACCUUGUUACAGCGAAGCGCUACUUGGUGUGGAUGCCCAAACACCAGUCGUCAAUGCACCCUUUGUUCAGAUGGAAGUACACCUGCUAACUUGGAUCGUAUUGAAAAGGUGCUUUACAAGUGGGACUGUCAGUUCUUUGAGUUUGUUUCUUCGUUUUUCUCGUCAGAGGAGUGCCCUAAUUUGAGUGCCACCGGCGAUAUUCUAAGCAUUGACGCGGCCGCUUUCUGUGGCUGCCCAAACACAUCCCGUCCAACGACGUGCAGUCUUUGUGGAGAUGGAGAAAUCAUCAAAACAGAAACCGAUUUAGGCCCUUAUACCUGUGGUGAGCUUUCGCUUUCUGUCGGUUACAUCAACAACCUUCAAACAUGCGUAAAGGAAAAGACUUCGCUUCGUGAUGUGAACGGACAAAAUUUUGUGGAGAUGUGCUGCUUUGACCCGAGCAGUACUGGUUCUGGAGCUAGCGAAUCAGCUCGCUAUCUUGCUUUUCUGCUUUCUUUCUUGGCUCUGAUCUAA
Messenger RNA from Cylindrotheca closterium, 882 nucleotides. The record is from the annotation of a GenBank genome assembly. Lineage: Eukaryota; Bacillariophyta; Bacillariophyceae; Bacillariales; Bacillariaceae.